Oncorhynchus masou masou (cherry salmon) is the source of this 2740-nucleotide messenger RNA. Its product is annotated as cGMP-dependent protein kinase 1-like. NCBI's taxonomy places the organism in Eukaryota, Metazoa, Chordata, Actinopteri, Salmoniformes, Salmonidae. The coding region runs from base 235 to 2313 and encodes 692 amino acids. Gene Ontology annotation, biological process: protein phosphorylation. The transcript is spliced from 21 exons. Gene Ontology annotation, molecular function: cGMP-dependent protein kinase activity; ATP binding. The record is from RefSeq and is a predicted model, not a curated record.
GUAUGUCUAUCUUCAUGAUCUGAAGUGUCUUUAUACACCUUUAAAACUUCCGUUUUUAAUUAACAUUCGUCGCAGUCUCAUUUCGAUUAGCCUGUCCUGUUUGAUUUUCACAUCAGCUAUAAAUCCAUUCACACACGAUGAGAUCGGAGAUCGGAACAUAACUGUGAGUGCAGCAUUAGCAGUCGGUACGCGCAUCUUCUUCACUUACACCCAGACAAGCGCUUGGACAGGGCUAUGGGUACUUUGAGGGACUUGCAGUUUGCACUGCAGCUGAAGAUCGAGGAGCUCCGCCAGAGAGACAGUCUGAUAGAUGAGCUGGAGUUGGAGCUGGACACCAAGGAUGAUCUCAUCCGACAGCUGCAGACAGAACUGGACCGCCAUCGCACCGCUCCUCAACACGCAGGGGCCACUGGGAGCACAGAGAACACAGGACCCGGGCUGUCCCCACCAGUGCCUGAUGAGCCGCAGAGGACUAAGAGACAGGCAAUAUCAGCAGAACCCACAGCCCUGGACCCUGCCCAACUCGCACACGUCACACUCACCAACUACAGCAAGAGUGAAGAGUCUAGAGAGCUGAUCCAUAGAGCUCUGUUGGAGAAUGAAUUCAUGAAACACCUGGAGCAGGGACAGAUUCAGACCAUAGUUGACUGUAUGCAUCCCACUCGUCUGGCCCGGGGCUGCUGUGUCAUACAGGAGGGAGACGACGGAUCUCUGGUCUAUGUGCUGGAGGAGGGAAAGGUGGAGGUGACUAAAGGGGAACAGAAGCUGUGCACCAUCAAUCCCGGGAAGGUCUUUGGAGAACUGGCCAUCCUCUACAACUGUACCAGGACUGCUACUGUUACAGCUCUAACGGACAUUAAGCUGUGGGCGAUAGACAGACAGGGUUUCCAGACCAUCAUGAUGAGGACUGGACUCAUUAAACACUCCCAGUAUAUGGAGUUCCUCCGCAGUGUUCCCUCCUUUCAGUCGUUGCCUGAGGACGUUCUUAGUAAGGUAGCUGAUGUUCUGGAGGAGACUCACUACAGUGAAGGUGAUUACAUCAUCAGGCAGGGCGCCACAGGAGACACCUUCUUCAUCAUCAGCGAAGGACAGGUAAAGGUCACGCAACAGAAAUCAUCCAAUGAGGAGCCAGAGUUUCUGACCACACUCUCUAGGGGGGACUGGUUUGGAGAGCAGGCGCUAAAAGGGGAGGAUGUUCGUACGGCCAGUGUCACAGCAGUAGGGGGAGUGACCUGUCUGGUCGUGGACAGAGAGUCGUUCAUGCAGCUGAUAGGAGGGCUUGAUGACGACAGCAGCAGACACAACGAGAGUGACGAGCUCAAGGCCAAGUUGGAGGCAGAGGCAGUGUUUUUCUCCAGCGUGUCUCUCAACGAUUUCCACGUCAUCUGCACCCUCGGAAUUGGAGGCUUCAGUCGCGUUGAACUGGUGCAGCUGAAGAGUGACACCAGCAGGUCGUUUGCUAUGAAGGUUCUGAAGAAGCGUCACAUUCUGGACACCAGCCAACAGGGCCACAUCCUCUCAGAGAGACGCAUCAUGAUGGACGCACACGGCCCCUUCACCGUCCGGUUGUAUCGGACGUUUAGGGACUCUAAGUAUCUGUACAUGCUGCAGGAGGCCUGUCUGGGAGGAGAACUGUGGACUCUACUGAGUGCCAGGGGUUCGUUUGAGGACGGCACCACACGGUUCUAUACAGGCUGUGUUGUAGAGGCUCUGGCCUUCCUCCAUGUUCGAGGCAUCAUCUACAGAGACCUCAAACCUGAGAACAUCAUACUGGACCAACGAGGAUACGCCAAACUGGUGGACUUUGGCUUUGCUAAGAAGGUGGGUCUGGGUCAGAAGACGUGGACGUUCUGUGGGACUCCAGAAUACGUGGCCCCAGAGAUCAUCCUGAACAAGGGACACGACAUCUCUGCAGACUGCUGGUCCCUGGGGAUACUCAUCUAUGAACUGCUCAGCGGCAGUCCUCCGUUCUCUGGUUCUGACCCUAUGAACACCUAUAACAUCAUCCUGAGAGGAAUCGAUAUGGUGGAGUUCCCCAAGAAGAUCUCCAAGAGUGCUGCCAACCUCAUCAAACGCCUCUGCAGGGACAACCCAUCUGAGAGGGUGGGGAACCAGAAGAAUGGGGUGAAGGACAUCCAGAAACACAAGUGGUUUGAAGGUUUCAAUUGGGAGGGCCUCCGACAGACAACUCUGGUCCCUCCUUUCACUCCUACUGUGGAGGGUCCACUGGACACCAGAAACUUUGACUGCUUCCCCGAUGACAGCGAGGCCCCGCCCCCAGACGAGGAGUCCGGCUGGGACCUGGAGUUCUGAUUGGACAACAUACAUUAUGUAGAACAGACAUGCCCUUUCUGACAUGUAGAUUAAGGCAUCGCGUCAGCUCCAAUAAUGGCAUUUCUGUCUGCGCCCUCCCCAAUGCGAACCUGGUUGUGCUAGGUUUAAAGUGUUGGGUUUACCAGGUGAGUUAGGAGUAUCUGACAGGUUACCAGGUAAGCUAAGUAUGUCAGGUUGUGGCUCUGCCAAAGUGCGCUGGGGGAGUCAUAGAACCCCUCAGGUAGCAGUGGCCAAUCAGCUGCUGCUGUCACCGACUCCUCCUCAUGAACAGUUUUCUACAAUAUAAUAAGAGUUUUUGGAUUUGUUUGUGUUCAUCUGUUUUGACUGGGGAGAUUGUUAGUUCCCGCAGUAUUUGGUCGUAAAAUAUAUAACCAAAAUAAAAAACAUCUAUCAAAAAACAUUCAAC